GGAAGGAGUAUUCACAGAAAGAAAGAAAAAAAAAAGAUAGAAAAAAAAUGGCAAGCUCAAGCUCUAAUGAAUAUGUGACAGUGGAAAUUGGAGAAGGAAACACAUACCCAUACCCAUCAAAUGUUUAUACCCCCAGUUUUAUUAGCUUGAAGCUUAGUGGUAGGGAUAACUAUAGUAUGUGGAAAACACAGAUGAUAUGUCUCUUAAAGAGUCAUGAUAUAUUUGGUUUCAUUGAUGGAACAUUCAUAAGCCCUAAUGAAGCCAGAAGUAGUAGUAGUGUUUCCGGAAAGGAGAAAGUGGGUGAGCAUCACACUCAUCAAAAGCUGUGGACACGAUCAGAUGCCCUUGUGAAGGGUUGGAUUCUUGGUUCUUUAUCUGAAGAAACACUCAGGUAUGUUCUGAAUCGCCUCACAGAAAAACCCCAUCAAGAGAGAAAUGAAGAUCAUGAUUUCAGUGCAAAAGAUGUUUGGCAUGAACUGCAGACUAUGUAUGGUCCUGUUGUUCUUCCGCAAGUGUCACCUGUUGUUGAAGAUACACUACUACAAGAUAAAGACAUAGCAGAGGAGCUUCAGAGAUUGUACAGGUAUACUCACUAUGGAAUUUGGGAUUGGGUCGAAAGAAUAUUGAGUGAGGGAAUGGUUACAGUGAUAGACAAAAUCACGAAUAAUGGCAACACCGCACUCCAUGUAGCAGUCGGUGCUUCCAAGAAGCCGGAAUUCUUAGAGAAAUUGUUGGAAAGGAUACCGGAGAACACACAACUCAUGGAUCUAAGAAAUUCAGAUGGAAGCACGCUGCUUCAUGUUGCUGCUAUUAUUGGCAACACUGAAGCUGCUGACAUCUUGGUGGCAAGGGAGCCUGAUUUGUUGUUGGCCAAGGACAAUGAGGGUCAGACACCACUGGCCCUGGCUCUUUCAAAUAUGAACACCCAAACAGCCCGACAUCUUUUGGAGCACAUCAAUACUGAUACACAGAAGGAUGCUCUGUUUUCUGGCACAAUUGGCGAUGGCCUUCUAGUUACUCUUAUUUCCUCUAAAGAUUUCCGCUUUGCAAUAGAUUUGUUGAAGCAUUACAAAACAUUGAAUACUGAUGCUGUGCUGAUGGCUAUAGCUCAAAAUUUCCCACGUGAACUCAACCGACUUGAAAAUUUUAUAGUUGUAGGGAUUGGUGGAUUACUUGAGAGUGCAUAUGAAUUUUGUGAAACCAUUUGCGAUAUUAUUAAUAGCAGACGGGUUUUCAGGUUGAUCAUUUAUGGGACUGGCUUCAUGCUUAUGCCUUUGCUGUUUAUCCCUGGAAUAUUAGUGUGGUUAUUAAUUAAAGAGAUACUUGAAACUCAUCAAGAUGCUAGGAGACUGUUGUGGCAUGUAUCUGGGUGGAUAAGGAGUGAAAACACUCCCACCUCUUACCAUCACUAUUAUACAAAUCCGAUUCUUGAAGCCACCAGACAAAAUGCAUUCCAAGUUGUAGAAGUUAUUGUGUUUCACUUCUCAAAUGCAUUUUGGAGUGCUAACCAAGAUGGUCACAACAUUAUCCAAUAUGCUGUGAUAAAUCGCUCAGAAAAGGUGUACAACCUACUUUAUCAGAUGAGCGAACAUAGGAAUAUAUAUCGAACAAUUAGAGACUCCUAUGGGAAUAACCUGUUGCAUCUAGCUGCAAGAUUGGCACCUAUCAACAAACUGAAUCUUAUAUCGGGGGCAGCUUUACAAAUACAACAUGAAUUGCAAUGGUUUAAGGAAGUGGAAAAAUUCAUUUGUCCUCUAAGCGUUAUACAAAAAAACUCUUUCAACGAAACACCACAAAUGAUAUUUACUAGAGAACACAAGGAGUUGGUGAUUGAGGGAGAAAAAUGGAUGAAGUCCACUGCGGAAUCCUACACAAUCACAGCUGCAUUAAUCAUUACCAUUGUGUUUGCGGCAGCAAUUACAGUGCCAGGAGGAACCGAUCAAGACACCGUGAUACCAGUUUUUACCAAUAGCACCGCCUUCACAGUAUUUGCAAUAUCAGAUGCCAUAUCAUUGUUCGCAGCUGUUACUUCAUUGUUAAUGUUUUUGUCGAUUCUCACUGCACGUUUUGCUGAACAAGACUUUCUCUUUAAGUUGCCUACAAAGUUGAUAAUUGGUUUGGCUACCUUGUUCAUCUCAACCACAGCCAUGAUAGUAGCUUUUGGUGCUACUUUGUACCUUGUAUUUGGCCAAAGGAACUCAAGGAUUCUUAUUCCAAUAGCUGUCUUGACAUGCCUACCAAUUACUUCCUUUGUGACCUUGCAGUUCCCUCUCAUCCUAUACUUGAUGAGUGCCACAUAUGGUCGUAGUAUUUUUGGUAGGAACAAAAGUUAUUAUGGUUUCUUUGAUAAAGUAUUUUUGGAGGAAUAUUGAUUUGAUAAGAAAUUGGGAAAUUAAAGAUCGAAAUUAUAGAGCAA
This is a messenger RNA of Lactuca virosa, 2416 nucleotides long. The record is from the annotation of a GenBank genome assembly. Lineage: Eukaryota; Viridiplantae; Streptophyta; Magnoliopsida; Asterales; Asteraceae.